AUGUUCAUUCGUUAUACACACUUUGGUGUUGGCCAUCCAGUGAUGCUGCGGAGGAUAGCCAGAGACUGCGAAUCCGUGGCACUCGGAGGUGUUGUGGGCGGUGUGACCAGUACUAACGAGACAGACUCGGACAUGGGCCAUGACGAGAAUGGUCACCAUGACACGGAGGAUGAUGAGGAUGACUCGGGCUCGGACUCGGACUCGGGGGAAAUAAGUGAUGAAGAGUUUAGUGACGAGGAUCUGGAGCUUGACCAUGUUGAAGACAUUGAUGGAGAUGAGGCCGAGGACGAGUUUGAUGACCUUCUGUCUUUUUAG
Molecule: messenger RNA, 315 nt
Organism: Suillus discolor
Lineage: Eukaryota; Fungi; Basidiomycota; Agaricomycetes; Boletales; Suillaceae
Exons: 1
Coding region: 1-315 (104 amino acids)
Source: RefSeq, a predicted model, not a curated record